AUGAGAUUGACUCUUUUUGAGCCGACUCAAGUCCUAUUCCCUCCACCGCCACUUGAGAAGUCAGCGCGAUACACGUUAGGGAAAGGGAGGCACGGGUACGGCUUUGGCGUCGACUUCUCCCUGCUCUCGCUAUACGCACAAGCAGAAUUGUCACAUAAUCCCUACUUCCGCGCAUGCCGGCAUUGGGACUGCACCAGAAUCUACUACGGCAUCUGCGUGACUGUCAAAGGAUGUGGGCUGUUCCGGCGUCCAGGUCGGAAGUCCAUUUACCUUGUGUCGGCAAACCUCGACCCGCCUGGCAUCCCGCGCCUGCCACCCUCUAAGGGACUGCCACGACAAUCUUUCCAGGGCUUACAUUUCGACGCCCCCGGGUUGCGAAGCGAACGGUCGAGAGAAGACAACAAGGUCCCACCCCCUUACACACCGGCACUCGUGUUAAGAGCUGGGAUCGGCAGUGACGGCGGUCUGCCGUACGCUGGGGGCUCCCUGCCUCUGAAGCUCUGGGUGAGGGUACCACUCGCGGCGCAAGGGCAACUGAAGGCCGUUUUGAAGAGCGUCCGCCUUUUCAUGGUCGAUCCGACUGUCAUCAGCAACUGCGGGCGCCGAGUGGUGCGUCCGGCGGGCACAUUCAUCCGAGAAGUUCAGCUUGAUAUCGCCUUGCAGACAAGGUCGUCCAAGAAUGAGAUAUUUGAGUUCACCAGCGUGCUGGUCCCUGUGGACGUUGCCACACCAGGCGCACCACCGAAGUACGAGGCCCUCGAUAUCCGGUGCAGGCAUCACCUGCCUGAAGAGGGAUUGCCUGAGUACAGAAUGGAAAUCAGCAGUUCAUCAGGGUCAUAA
Molecule: messenger RNA, 840 nt
Organism: Diaporthe citri
Lineage: Eukaryota; Fungi; Ascomycota; Sordariomycetes; Diaporthales; Diaporthaceae
Exons: 3
Coding region: 1-840 (279 amino acids)
Source: RefSeq, a predicted model, not a curated record